AUGGUUGUUAGACUCCAUGUCCACACGGUAUCCCAUUUGGACGCAAACGUCAAGCCUUUCAUUUCCUUUUCCACAGACAUUCACACAAUUUCCCUAUCAACCGGGGAAUUCGUAACCAAAUGCCAGCUUCAUUACCGCUUCGUUACGCGCUCACCCUCGAUAGGUGAACUGAUCACACUGCAUCGAUUGCGAUGGCUUGGCCACGUGCUACGUAUGCCAGGCGACCGACUUCCUCGAAGGGUUUUUUCGCACAACCACGUGAAGGGUAGAAACGAGCCAGAGGCGGCCAAACAAUGA
Messenger RNA from Opisthorchis viverrini, 297 nucleotides. RefSeq lists its product as hypothetical. Lineage: Eukaryota; Metazoa; Platyhelminthes; Trematoda; Opisthorchiida; Opisthorchiidae. Bases 1 to 297 code for a protein of 98 amino acids. The transcript is spliced from 2 exons. The record is from RefSeq and is a predicted model, not a curated record.